Homalodisca vitripennis (glassy-winged sharpshooter) is the source of this 3776-nucleotide messenger RNA. RefSeq names its product actin-related protein 2/3 complex subunit 3 (gene Arpc3A). The coding region runs from base 197 to 733 and encodes 178 amino acids. The transcript is spliced from 4 exons. The record is from RefSeq and is a predicted model, not a curated record. Gene Ontology annotation, molecular function: actin filament binding. Lineage: Eukaryota; Metazoa; Arthropoda; Insecta; Hemiptera; Cicadellidae. Gene Ontology annotation, cellular component: Arp2/3 protein complex; cytoskeleton. Gene Ontology annotation, biological process: regulation of actin filament polymerization; Arp2/3 complex-mediated actin nucleation.
UUUAUACGCUCUUCAUGUCGGCUGUCCCCGCCUGUCAUUCAUUCAUGAAGUUUCAGCUAUAAAGUGAUAAUAAGAAGACAAUUUGUGUUUGUAAAUGUAUUUAUUAGUUUACACUCAUAUAUUUAUUGCUUAAUAACUUAAUACAUACACAGUUCAAAGUAAUACUAGUAAAAUAUUAUUUUAUUUUAACUUUGAGAUGCCUGCAUAUCACUCAAGUUUCAUGACCUAUGACAGUAUGGUGGGCAACAUGGCUGUCCUGCCUUUCAAGACCCAGUUUAGAGGUCCAGCACCGAUCAUGACAUCCAAAGAUACAGACAUUAUUGAUGAAGCACUUUAUUAUUUCAAAGCCAACGUUUUCUUUAGAACAUACGAGAUUAAGAGUGAAGCUGACAGAGUUCUUAUAUACAUCACUCUGUACAUUACAGAGUGUCUCAAACGCUUGCAGAAGUGCAGCAACAAGAACCAGGGGUUGCAAGAAAUGUAUGCUCUAGCAAUAUCCAAAUUUGACAUUCCAGGAGAACCAAGUUUUCCACUAAACUCUGUCUAUGCAAGACCGAUGAAUGCCAAUGAAGCUGAUGCAAUGCGUCAAUACCUCCAGCAGUUAAGGCAGGAGACAGGAGUCAGAGUUUGCGACAAGGUGUUCAGUGGUGACGACGGGAAGCCAUCCAAGUGGUGGCUCUGUUUCUCCAAGAAGAAGUUCAUGGACAAAUCUCUUUCAGGACCCGGCCAAUAAGAAACUCCAGAAAUAGUUUUAUAAUUUGGUCCUUUGCUUUUAAAUAAUAUUAUAAAACGAAAUGAGAAUAAUUGCUUUUAUUUGUUAAAUUAUAAUACAGAUCGCCAGUUUGUAAAUAAAUAUUUAAAAACCGUCCUUGUUUGACCUUCUCCCUCACUUAUUUUUGUGAUAUUGCUAUUUAUACUUUCUUACUUGCAAUUGACUUACAAUCAGUCUAUGUGACACAUGUCCUACUUCACAUUUAUUAUAGUAUGCAAAUAAAAAAAACUCAUAGACCACUAAAUUUACAAAGAGUUACUGAUUUCAGUGAUUUUCUUUUUACAGCUGAAAAUCACAUGAUUGAAAAUUUUUUUGUUUAGUUGGCGUUCUAGUGGCAAGGAGUAAUAAUACUCUUUUCUGAAGUUUAUUUUUUUAUUUUAUUUAUUGACAAUCAGCAAUAUAGAAUUUUACAUAGAUCAGGUCAUAACUUUAUCAGAGCUUAGAUUAUAGCUGUAAUGAUGGAGAAAAAGACACUAUUGAUGUAAACAUUCAUAAGUGUCCCAUGUGUAAUUGAUGUAUACAUGGGCGAUAUCAACAUCAAUUGCCUGGACUCAGGUCGUGAACAGAAUGUGCUUGAGGAAAUGCUAUUGAGUUAUAAUACUAUCAGAAUAAUGCUUCCUGCUACAAGAAUAACACCCACAUCGCGAACAUCUAUUGAUUGUGUAUGCUCCAAUUUAAGAGACGAGGAACUUACUGUACAGGUGCUGCAUGAAGCCAUCUCUGAUCAUUCUGCUCAACUUGCUGCUGUGAACUCUCAUCCUGAAAACGCCUCUUCGUCUUUCAUAAAAAAACGAAAUUUUACAGAUAGAAAUAUUGCAGAGAUCAAGCAUAAAUUAGCUCAGGAAUCGUGGAAUGAUUUAAAGACUAAUACAAGUACAGAUUUUGCCUACAACUUUUUUAAUAGAACAGUCAAUUUGAUUUUAAACCUUGCCUGUCCUUACAAGUAUACAAAACCGAAAAGAAAAAAAGGAAUUAGAGUAUUUGACGCGGAAGCUGACAACUUGAAGAAUGAAUUUCUAAGGGCUCAGUCACAAUACAUACUCACGGGAUUGUUAGAACAUAAGCAAGAAGCUGCUCUUAAAAAGAAAGACUACGAUAUCAAGUUGAAUGCCUUAAUGCGACAUGCAACAGCUGAACAAAUUGCCCUCUCUGAAAACAAAUCUAAAGCUGUAUGGACAGUAAUAAACAGAGAAAGAAAAUCCAAAACUUCACCUGGUCUCCAUAAACUUAUAGGCCCAACAGGAGAAGUGAUUACUGAUCCUCAGAAGAUGGCAGAUUUGAUGAAUAUCACUUUUAUAAAGCUGGCUGAUAAAGCACUUGCAGCUAACCCCCAAUCAAAUCAAUCAACUAGUAGUUCCAACACUCCAGACCUCUACCUGCAACCUACUACAGUUAGGGAAGUAAAACAUAUUAUAAUGUCCUUAAAAAGCAAGACAUCUGCAGGAAUAGACGACAUAUCCUCCAAACUUCUCAAGGCCUGCUGUAAUGAGCUUGCACAGCCACUGACUCUUCUCAUAAAUUGUCACUUAAGGAGGGUAAAUUCCCAUGUUACCUAAAAUUAGCCAAAGUAAUACCUUUGUUCAAGGAAGGCAAUUCUGCUGAAAUUUGUAAUUAUCGCCCAAUAUCUUUAAUAUCAACAUUGUCCAAAGUUUUUGAAAAAAUUGUGCUGUGCCGCCUCUUGGAACAUUUGAAAUACUACGAUCUACUAACAGCACAGCAACAUGGCUUUAUAAAGGGCAGAUCUACAACAACAGCAAUAGUAAGUCUAGUAGAAUGUAUUAUUGACAAGCUUGAAGCUGGAGACACCACCACUUCAAUUCUACUAGACUUCAGUAAGGCAUUCGACUGCCUCGACCAUCACCAAUUAUUAAUGAAGAUGGCACAUUUUGGGAUGAGAGGAAUCACGGCUAGUUGGUUUCGAAGCUACUUAGAAGGCAGACAAUAGAUGGUUGAGCUGAAAUACUUGGAUAAGGGGUGUACAAGAUUAGUGAGAUCAAAGCCCUUAACAGUCACAAGAGGGGUACCACAGGGGUCCGUUCUUGGCCCUGUACUGUUUAUUCUUUUCACCAGUGACCUCCCUGGAUUUCUGGAACAAUAUUCAACUACCAUCAUGUAUGCUGAUGAUACGGUGCUCCUACUAAGUGACAAAAUGCCUAGUAGAUUAGAGGUUACAUCACACAUUGCCAUGGAGAUGGCAAUUCAAUACUGCCACAAUAACAACCUGGUGGUAAAUGAGGCUAAAUCGAAACAACUAGUUAUGGGUAGAAGGAAACACAAAGUAGGGCUAUUACCCAAUAUUGUUCCUGUGGAUGUAGCCAAGUACCUAGGAGUGGUUAUUGACAAUGACCUCAGUUGGACUCAGCACAUAGACAACCUAUGUAAAAAACUAAGUACUGGACUGUAUGUGGUGAAAAGAAUAAAAGAAAUUAGUGACAAGAAAACAGCAACUGUUGCAUAUUAUGCAGUGUUCGACUCCCAUCUCCGAUAUGGUCUUUGUUUAUGGGGAAAUUCUAGUUUACGGAAUUUACAAUGACCUCUUGUUUUACAAAAGAGGUGCCUGCGAAUUUUGGUUGGAAUGCAACCAAGAGAGAGCUGUCGAACAGCUUUUGUCGAGUAUGGUAUCCUUACCGUAGUAGCACUCUACAUUCUUCAAGUGAUAAUGUAUGCAAUAGACAAAAACUUGACAAGAGGCAGUAAUCUCCAAAGUCACAACACUCGUCACGCUGCAAACUUCAAUUUGCCAGCUCACAGGCUAGCAUUGUUUGAAGAAAAACCUUCUUACAUGGGAGCAAAGUUAUUCAACAUGCUGCCUGAUAACAUCAAAUCUCAAGAAGGAAGCCUGAACUUUAAGAAGGAACUAAAAAGAUGGCUGCUGAGUCAUCCCUUCUACACCAUUGAAGAAUUUCUGAGCUGGAGAACUCAAUGGACUACAUAAACCAUUAUGAAAAUCUUAUUAUUUUGUAUUGACGCUAAUGUAAUUCUCUAAGAAUGUACAAAUAAAGAA